Musa acuminata AAA Group (dessert banana) is the source of this 927-nucleotide messenger RNA. RefSeq lists its product as uncharacterized. The record is from RefSeq and is a predicted model, not a curated record. The coding region runs from base 1 to 570 and encodes 189 amino acids. The transcript has 4 exons. NCBI's taxonomy places the organism in Eukaryota, Viridiplantae, Streptophyta, Magnoliopsida, Zingiberales, Musaceae.
AUGACAGUGAGAAGUUGUCAGUCAGAACUGAGAGCGCGGACCAUCUCCAAAGUCUUCCUCUGCCCUGUCGCCCCCACUCCAUGGCAUGCAUUUGGUUUGCACGCCCACCGUGCCAACACCGACUGCCGCGUGCUGCAUGCUGCAUGCAUGUCAUGGGCUUCAACUGAUGAGUUCCUCAAGCGCGUCACGUUUCACAAACUAGGUUUCUGUUCAUCGCUUGUCUGUAUUCGGGUUCCCCUUCUCCGCCUCCUCGACCGCAAGAAAGGGAGGAGCAGAUUGCGGCAGCAUCGAGCGCCAGAUUUCGUCGCCUCCCCUUUGCCAAUGGAUCCCUUCUCGUUGCCUUCUUCGUCGAGCGCGUCGUCGGGGCAGUCGGCCCCGUCGCCCGAGGUCCUCAUGGACCAGCUCAAGUCCCAGCUUGCCCAGGCCUAUGCCGAAGAGUUCUUUGAGACAGUAAGGAGCAAGUGCUUUGUUAGGUGCAUCGCAAAGCCUGGAACAAGCUUGAGUGGAAGUGAGAGUAGUUGCAUCUCACGUUGUGUGGAUCGUUACAUCGAGGCAACCGUGGGAGGUUAACACAAGUGUCUUCGGAGAUUGCAUUUGAGAUCUUUUGGUUGAAACUUUUCCAGCCUAGGCUUUGCAUUUUUGCCUCUGACAAAUGGUUCACAUACUGACAAAUGCAUCUUUCAGAUCAAAAUGAUUCGUCUAUUUAUGUGUGACAAUUGUCAUCUGUAUAUGGCUGUGGAAUUAUUGACCCUCAUGAAGCCAAAAGUUAAUUGGAAAUUUAUCUUUUGUGUGGAUGAUUGUAACUCGAAGGAUAAAUCAUAUAACUGGAGAUGAUGUGUAGUGAUGAUAAAGGUGGAAGCUUGUCAUUUCUUUCACAUAUGGACAUGAUUUUGAAGAGAGAACAAAAAGAGGAUAGAAGAUUUAUAA